AACAGAAAUAUUCUAGGUUCUAGAGCAUUAAUUAAUUGGAGAAAGAUUUCUGUCAUCCUCAUUCCUAUAUAUAGAGACCUAUUGAUGUCGCCUAAAGAUCAAGUAUUCACUUUUGACAAUAGCAACUACGGCAAGAAGGUGCUCUCAAAGGAUUCAGGCUGCUCAACUAAAGAACCUAUUCCAGAAGACAAAGCUGCUAGUUCUUUAGUUAUUUGUUUUAGUCUGUUGUUCUUAUGUUGUAACAUAUUGUUAGCACAAAAACUUUGAGUUUUUGUAUUAGCUUCGUAGACUAGAGUUAGUUUGGGAAUGGAUAGCUACAAUUAAGUUGAUUGUAGAGUAAGGGUAUUAGAGUUAGUUUCCUUGGUUAUAGAGUUAUAACCUAAAACUACUCUUUGAAAUUGGUGAAGUUUUGGGAAAAAAUCCUAUUAGACUGGACCGUGAUUUUUACUCUCUUGAGCAAGGAGGUUUUCCUUGUAAAAAUCACUGUGUUGUUCAAUUUCUGCACUUCACUUUCUGUUUGUGUCUGUUUAUUUAGUACAAAGAACUAGUUUCUUUGAAAUCGCUAAAAUCGGGCAAGACACAAUUCUAACCCUUUCUUGUGUCUGAGUGGACUCUAAAAUAUAACAAAGAAGAAUUCAAAAUGCAAACACUUUUUAGUUUCCCACAGCCAGUCUUUAUGUUAUUCAAAGUAGGUUAUAUUUUCAGGAAAGUUUAAAGCUGGAUAUGAAAUGGAAAACUCAAAACAUCAUCAUAAAUCAUAAAAGUUCUUGGUCGAAGUACUUAUAUUAUAUGACAUAAAAAGAGGACCAUUGCAGCAUUUCCAUUUGAGAUACUAGAGACAAAAGAUGUUUCAGUUUUUCUUUUAAAUUAUUUAAUAUCAUUUCUGGUUUAAAUGUAAUUUCUGAGAAACCCCAGCAACACACAGAAUGCAUUACUCAAGUCAACAAAGACCGAGACUCCAGGCACCAAAACACUUUUUUGCUUUUAAUUUUCAAUUAUUGGAUCCAGUGAACUGAGCUUUUAGCAUUCCAUUUGUCUAGUCAGUUUCACUCUGAUUAUUGAUCAGAAUUUUGUUACUGCUCAUGGAAGGUGUAAAUUUAGUUUGUUUUCUUCUUCUUCUUGGAGCUAUUUCAGAUGGAUUUUCCUGUGUGCAAAUCAGUGCUAUGAAUUCAGGCAUUCAUUGCACUGAAAGUGAGAAAAUUGCUCUUAUCAAGUUCAGGCAAGGUUUCAGGAAUCCAUUACAAAGCAUGUCGUCCUGGAUGCUCGAGGAAAACUGCUGCAAGUGGAAAGGUGUUGAAUGCGACAACAAAACUGGACACGUAAUCGCUCUUGAUCUACACAAACAAUUCUUGCAAGGUGAGUUUGCUACUUCUUUGCUUGGCUUGCCUCAUUUAAGACACUUAGACUUGAGCCAAAUUGAUUUCCUUGGGGCACAGGUUCCUGAGUUUAUUUCCACUUUUAAGAACCUAGAGUAUCUCAAUUUGUCGAAAAACAAAUUUAGGGGAACCAUUCCUGAACAUCUUGGAAAUCUAUCACGGCUGCAGUUUCUUGAUCUUAGUGAUGGUUUUUCACUCCGAGUUGACAACCUUCAAUGGAUUCGGCACCUAUUCUCUAUGAAGAUUCUUGACUUAAGUGGAGUUGACAUGAGCGACGCAAAAAACUGGCUACAUGACAUCAAUCUGCUAACUUCUCUCACGGAAUUACAUAUGUCUGCCUGUCAGCUUGAUCAGUUGCUUCCUUCAAAUUCUUUUAUGAAUCUCACAUCGUCACUUCAAAUUCUUGACCUCUCCUUAAACCAUUUUCAAGCUCCAAUUCCUAGCUGGUUGUUCAACACAAGCCACAGUCUUGUUUAUCUUGAUCUCAGUCGAAGUCAGCUGAAUGGUUUACUUCCAAAUGCCUUUGGAAACAUGUAUUCACUUAGAGUUGUUGAUCUUUCUGACAACUCUCUCCUAGGAAAUCUACCUCCUACUUUUGUGAAUAUGAGUUCAGUUACUUUUCUUGAUAUCUCAAGGAAAUCUCUUGAAGGCAAUUUACCACCAGCUCUGUCAUCAAAGUUGAAAAUUUUGGAUCUUUCUAACAAUAAUAUGGAGGGUCCUUUAGCAAGAAGCAUUGCACAACUCAGGCAAUUAGUUGUCCUCGAUGUUUCUUGGAACUCUUUCAAUGACUCGAUUACUGAUCAUUUCUUGAAUUUCAGUAACUUGCAAGUUUUAGACUUGUCAUCCAACUCAAUUAUCCUCAAUUUAACCGCAACUUGGAUGCCUCGCUUUCAACUUGACUUCAUUGGCCUGCAGUCUUGCCAACUUAGCACACAUUUUCCCCUGUGGCUUCAGACACAAAAAGAGUUCUCAUUUGUUGAUAUCUCUGGCGCUGAACUCUCUGGCAAAGUUCCUGAAUGGUUCUGGAAUCUGUCUGCAAAGGUAAAGCAUAUGAAUAUUUCAAACAACUAUUUCAGAGGGGAAGUUCCUGAAGUUACAGAAAGACUUACUAGUCUUGAAGAACUAGACCUGAGCUGGAACAACUUUGAUGGUCCUCUACCUCAUUUCUCGCCCACGAUGAUGACCUUGAUUUUGGACCACAAUUCAUUUAAUGGUACCAUUUCCCCUGUAUGUGAAUCACUUGUCAUGAAUAAUUCUCUCAUGUUUCUAGACCUAUCUUCCAAUUCUCUAUCAGGAACACUUUCAGACUGUUGGAGAUAUGGGAAAAAUCUGGCGGUAUUGAAUUUAGCCCGUAAUGAUCUGUCCGGUGAAGUACCUCAUUCCAUUGGAUAUCUCACCACUCUCAGGUAUCUGCUACUAAGCAACAACAAGUUGUCCAAAAAUCUUCCUUUAUCAUUGAAGAACCUACGAGGACUAAAAAUUCUUGAUGUUGCUAGAAAUGAUUUAUCUGGAAAUAUACCAUUUUGGUUAGGGGAGAGUUUAAAACAUUUAAUGAUUCUUAAUUUAAGGUGGAACAAGUUUGAAGGAAACAUUCCCCUGGAGAUUUGCCAGCUCAAGAGCUUGAUUAUUUUGGACCUUAGUUCCAAUGCUCUCUCAGGAACUAUUCCAAAGUGUGUUGGAAAUUUCCUGACUUUGGCCGGGGUAGAGGAGGUUCCUUCCUUAAUUUAUGGUCCUUUUGAAGUAUACAGGGAGGAUGUGAUGAUGAUGCUGAAAGAGAGAGGUUAUGAUCAUCGUGCUCAUUUCUUCCUGGGAAUUGAUCUAUCAGAGAACCAUUUAUCAGGGGAAAUUCCUGGGGAAAUCACCACCCUUGUUCAAUUGAGGUUCUUGAAUUUAUCAUGGAAUAAUUUAACAGGAGCAAUUCCUCAUGACAUUAGUAACUUGCACAAUUUGGAAGCUCUUGAUGUUUCCAGAAAUGCCCUGUCAUGUUUCUUACCAUCCAACAUGGUGAAACUUGAUUAUCUUGCAAUUGCGAAUUUUUCGUAUAAUAGAUUGACAGGAAAAAUCCCAACUGGAAAUCAAUUUGCGACCUUCAGCACUGAUUGUUACAUUGGGAAUCCAGACUUGUGCGGCGUACCAGUCUCUCAAGGCUGCUCCGGACAUUUCCAUGAGGACAUUACUCACUGUAAUAGUAAUUCUCCCAGGAAACAGGAGGUGGACGCCACUCAAAGCAACGAAAACAACUGGCUCGAUGAAUCAUCAUUCUAUAUUAGCAUGGGAAUUGGAUUCAUCACAACUUUCUGGGUAUUUUGGACUACUCUAUUAUUGAAAAAGUCUUGGAGAUAUGCCUAUAUGAGGUAUCUUGAUAACAUGGCCAACAAGAUUUAUAAAUAAGCAGCAGUUGCUGAAGAAAGUAGUGAAGAUCAUUAUUUUCUGCAUGCAGUUAAAGAAAGCAGAUGAAGCAUUUAGCUUAGAGGAAUAAAUCCUCUUUUGGUUUUGUUGUUUGUAAAAUCUUCUAGUACUAUAUUGUGUAUGCUUAGUUGCAUAGUUUCAUAUUGUUUUGAUAAAGUUGAUAUCUCAAAA
Messenger RNA from Nicotiana tabacum (common tobacco), 3956 nucleotides. Its product is annotated as receptor-like protein EIX2. Gene Ontology annotation, molecular function: protein binding. The record is from RefSeq and is a predicted model, not a curated record. NCBI's taxonomy places the organism in Eukaryota, Viridiplantae, Streptophyta, Magnoliopsida, Solanales, Solanaceae.